Messenger RNA from Morone saxatilis (striped sea-bass), 639 nucleotides. It is a transcript of the gene nkx3-1, whose product is annotated as NK3 homeobox 1. The transcript has 2 exons. Gene Ontology annotation, cellular component: nucleus. The record is from RefSeq and is a predicted model, not a curated record. Gene Ontology annotation, molecular function: DNA-binding transcription factor activity, RNA polymerase II-specific; RNA polymerase II cis-regulatory region sequence-specific DNA binding. Gene Ontology annotation, biological process: regulation of transcription by RNA polymerase II; cell differentiation. NCBI's taxonomy places the organism in Eukaryota, Metazoa, Chordata, Actinopteri, Moronidae. Bases 1 to 594 code for a protein of 197 amino acids.
AUGGAAAUGUCUGACACAGUCAAACCUCUGACUUCCUUCCUCAUAGAGGACAUUCUCUCCAUUAAGGACAGCUCAGGAUUUAAUGGCAAAUGCUGUUCACAGAAGAUAGAGAGAUGUUCACAGUGGAACAAAGAAUCUGAAAUGCUGUCAGAGCAACUCUGCCCUCAGGAGACAGCGUUUGGAGUGCACACAGAGUCUCUGGACACAUCCUAUCCCAGCAUCUCAGAGUCCAGCAGUUAUUCCUCCACAGGGAAACAGAAGCGCUCCAGAGCUGCGUUUACACACUUCCAAGUACUUGAACUGGAGAAGAAAUUUAACCACCAGAAAUACCUCUCCGCCCCAGAGAGGGCUCACCUGGCCAGCACCUUAAGACUCACUGAGACCCAAGUGAAAAUCUGGUUUCAGAACCGGAGGUACAAGACGAAACGAAAGCAGCAGACAUCAGAGUUCUGUAAGGACGUGUACAAAGCAGAGGGACUGGGCCUGAGAGACGAUUUGGUCCGAUCAUCACUAAUAAACUCCUUCUGCAAAGCUUACCAGUACAGACCCUACCUGUGGGACUACAGUGGCCCCUGGGGGCCAGCGUUAUGGUGAAAGUGAAAUUAUGUAUGAAGCUAUGAUUUAUAAUCAUAAACCUAU